CUCCUGGCACUUCGUCGUUCAACAGUAUCACGUUCAAAGCCCAAGAAAGCUUGUCCAUUAUGUUUCCUCCCCAUCCUUUUGCAGGCACUAGGGUAUCAUCGACUCCGUUCUUGUGGGCAACCAAACACUGAGCAUUAUGUCAAAAUGUCAAUCAUACUGCCUCUUAUUAAGUCUAACUACUUAGGUAUGUGAAAAGACAACUCGUUGGCUCUACACACGGGAAGGCGUUCCACAAUGUCCAUUGUGCAGACCUCGGGUACGGGGGAAACAUGCCCGUGAAUCGUACGCCACCAGGGGUGCAUCAGGACUCAUUGUCCAAUUUGGGGGCAUCCCUUGUUCACUUACUGCAGUUAUUCAAAUUCUUCAUCCUUUUGACGGAUGCCGAAAGAUGACUCGAUAACGUCUGAGAUAUAUAACCUCGCUUCCUCGAGAAUCAAGAUAAGCACUUGUCCCUUCUUGACCUGCUCUCACAGAAGUCACAUUUACGAGUGUUUCUUGUCUCCUCCAUCAAAAACCAGUAGCAUCGUCUCGUACAAGAUGGCCUCGCAAGAUGGUUACUUUUGGCUUUACAAGAAGCUUCCCCGAAAAAUUUCUGAGCAAGAUGGCCACAGUACACCUCCGCGCGAUACGGACAUCCCUUUAACGGACUUGGAAUACACUAAAGUAACCCUUCCUGUAGCGCGGAGAAUGAUUCGCUUCAUCCAACGUGGACUGACCCAAAGCGCCGACUCUAACAUGCGGAAACAUUACGUCUCCAUCCUCAGGCAGGAAGUCUCCCUGGAUGGACCAGAGGUCACUGAUAGUGAAGACAAAAAAAUGCUCGAGUUCUUUUCGAACUAUUUUCCCGCGAUCUAUCUGUCUACGGCUUUAGCAACACGAGUUUAUGGUGAAGUCUUUCGCGGAGCUGGCUAUGGUUCUAUCAUAUUCGUCAGCUACGAUCUAGCUGUUACUACAGACGCUAUCACUGAAGAAAGCGGCAACAAGGACUGUGCUGCAGCAUUGAUUUUCAUCGCCACUAUCUACCAUGAGCUUGCUCAUGUAUAUAACUCGUAUCUUCAUUCCGGCGACCACCACUUUGUCACUCCGGAAAAGAUGCAGUACAACAAUCGCGUGGAUCACGAUAAAUUUGGGAACAUCUAUGGAGAAUCAGGAUUCGUCGUUGAAGCAUCCUUGUUCGGCGGCAUAUUAGAGGCUAUAUACGACGGUCAACAUGAUGUGGACUUCGUGAAUCAUCGUAACAUCGUCGGCGUCGUCUUAGAGCGACCACACCUAACUGAGAUAGUGGACUCUUCCAUUGAUGGGAUCCGGGGCAGAAUAGUAUAUAGAUGUGAAGAAAAGAUUCUCCAAGAAUUCCUGAGUAAUGCAGGUGUUUUUGCGCCUUCCCCUUUCAAUCGCUCCGACAAUCUUUCUCCCUUUCUCGGGGUAACAGACUUUCUCGCAAAAAACGAAGGUUCCUAUGCUUUGGAAUGGGUCGAUAACAUCCAUCGCACGCAGCUCUGCCAUAUGUCCAUUGUUGACUAUAGUAAUGUGGGAGUUGCAUACAAGGCACAGCGAGGCUCAUAUAGGAGAGUCAAGAUUGACGGAAAGCUCCUUUACUUGCCUUCGAGUAGCACUAAGUAUCUAGCGUUCUCGAAGGGUUGCCGAAUGUUGGACCGUCGGCUUCAAGCAGCAUGAAUCAAGUACAAUCAGCACACAUCGCGUUAGAAUGGCUCAACCAUGGCUUGCAUUUUACACCCUCAGUGUCCUUGUCAUGACUGCACCCAAGUUCCCCAUUUCAAAGUAGUCGAUCACAUAAACCACUCGAAUGCGAGGUGACUUUGUAAAAACGACGUCUUUGCAUCAGUAGCCGCGGAUGGCGUGCCUUCCUAGGUACAUAUAAUAAUGCAUUAAAACGUUGAGUUGAGGCUAGGACAUAGCAGGGUAGAUCGGACUUAAUCUAUCCCUUGCACUUAUAAGCAGCAGUUUAGCCAUGGCUAUUGACAAG
Molecule: messenger RNA, 1984 nt
Organism: Desarmillaria tabescens
Lineage: Eukaryota; Fungi; Basidiomycota; Agaricomycetes; Agaricales; Physalacriaceae
Exons: 6
Coding region: 379-1674 (431 amino acids)
Source: RefSeq, a predicted model, not a curated record